AUGGGAUUUCUUGGCCACAUUGUUUCUGCAGAGGGAGUUUCUGUGGAUCCGGCUAAGAUUGAGGCUAUCAGAGAUUGGCCUAGACCUAGUAGUGCCACCGAGAUCAGGAGUUUUCUGGGUUUGGCAGGAUACUACAGGAGGUUCGUCAAGGGGUUUGCUACCAUGGCGCAGCCGAUGACGAAGUUGACCGGGAAGGAUGUCCCUUUUAUUUGGUCAGCUGAGUGUGAGGAGAGCUUUAGUCAGCUCAAGGAGAUGUUGACUACUACACCAGUGUUGGCGUUACCCGAGCCAGGGAAGCCUUACAUGGUGUAUACAGAUGCUUCAGGCAUUGGUCUUGGUUGUGUGCUGAUGCAGGAGGGCAGAGUGAUAGCAUAUGCUUCGAGACAGUGGCAGGGCAGUGAGCGUAACCGUCCUACACAUGACUUAGAGUUGGGAGCAGUGAUCUUCGCGUUGAAGAUUUGGAGGUCUUACUUGCUAGGUGAGACAGUACAGGUCUUCACGGAUCACAAGAGUUUGCAGCAUAUCUUCACUCAGCCGAUGAUGAACGCGAGACAGACGCGCUGGGUUGAGUUCUUGGCGGAUUAUCAGUUGAGCGAGAUGUGGAGUCUGGCUAGUGGGUGGAGAUCAGAUCUACUUAGCAGGAUCAGAGUUGCUCAGCAGAGUGAUCAGAGUUUGCUAGAUGCGACGAGAGUGACUGGUUCUGAGUAUGAGGUCUCUGCGAAUGGGACUAUCUUGGUUCGUGGGCGAGUUUGUGUGCCUAAGGAUGUGGAGUUGAGACAUCAGAUUUUGAGAGAGGCUCACGCGAGCAAGUUUUCCAUUCAUCCGGGAGCGACCAAGAUGUACCAUGACCUCAAGAGGUACUAUCAUUGGGUCGGGAUGAAGAGGGAUGUAGCAGACUGGGUUGCGAAGUGCAACACUUGUGCCUUGGUGAAGGCAGAGCAUCAGGUUCCGGGUGGUCUUUUGCAGAGUUUACCCAUUCCAGAGUGGAAGUGGGACAGGAUUACGAUGGAUUUCGUGGUUGGACUACCUGUUUCGGCAACGGCGCCAAAUUGA
Molecule: messenger RNA, 1053 nt
Organism: Microthlaspi erraticum
Lineage: Eukaryota; Viridiplantae; Streptophyta; Magnoliopsida; Brassicales; Brassicaceae
Source: the annotation of a GenBank genome assembly